CUAAUAAAGUAAAGCGCUUGCCUGGGUGGUGGCCUCCAGGCGCCCCAGACAGGGCGUCCCCAAGACGUCCCUCCACAGGCUCCCGGGUCCCCGAGAACUGCAGGACAAGGACCCUUUCGCCCCGCCCUGGGGCCCCGCCAGCCCAGAGUGAGGACCGAGGCUAUGCUGCCUGUGACCGCCAGGGUCUCUGUCCUGGCCUGGCAGUGGCCCUCUCUCCUUCGGCCCCGAGCGGAAGCUGCUCUCACGCCUGGUGUCCCCGCCGCCUGCCCCUCGCCUCUCCCAACUCGGGUCCCCUGGGCUGCUCUUCUGGAGACGUCUCCAGCCACCAUGUAGAGCCUUCUCUCCUUGCCCCACCCUAGCGUGUUUCUGGCACCAGGAGGGGAAGAAUGCCCUGAAACCCGAGGAGAGGCCGUCCUUGGUGACACGCCUGGAGAUGUGCAUUAAUAGAAGCCUCCCUCAAGCCCUUGACACGUCUGGGCAGCUGCUCAGCCCCGUCCAGCGUCCCUCAGCCCAAGACCGGCCCACUCUGGCUCGGCCAGGCACCCUAAACUUAGCUUCCACCCCUGGCUCCACCACCUCAGCCCCGCUGCCACCUGCCCAGGAGGACGCUGCCCCGAGCACCCACCCUCCCUGACUGCCAUGUCCCAGACCAAAGCCCUGAAGGUCCGUGUGACCCUCUUCUGCAUCCUGGUGGGCAUCGUGCUGGCCUUGGUGGCCGUGGUGACCGACCACUGGGCCGUGCUGAGCCCCCACGUGGAGCACCUCAAUGCCACCUGCGAGGCGGCCCACUUCGGCCUCUGGCGGAUUUGCACCAAGCGGAUCGCCGUGGGCGACAGCAAGGACAAGAGCUGCGGACCCAUCACCCUGCCUGGGGAGAAAAACUGUUCCUACUUCAGGCAUUUUAACCCGGGCGAGACCUCAGAGAUCUUCCACGUCACCACUCAGAAAGAGUACAGCAUCUCGGCGGCCGCCAUCGCCAUCUUCAGCCUCGGCUUCAUCAUCCUGGGAACCAUCUGCGGGCUCCUGUCCUUCAGGAAGAAGCGGGAUUACCUGCUGAGGCCGGCGUCCAUGUUCUACGCCUUCGCAGUCCCUCCACUUCUGCCCUUUUCAGCAUCUACAGGAGAUGCACCACGUGGUCCCAUAACCUCGGCAAACAGGAUUUACGCAUUUAAAAAUCAUCACCAAAUACACUUGAGGUGGUAAUAACGAUGGCAUGUAGCCGGGACAGAGCACUCGACGUGCGUUUUCUCUGAGUCUCACGACAACCCUGCUAGUGUCAGCUUCUCUUAUCAUCCCCCUUGAACAGAUGAAGAAACAGACUCAGCAAGGCUGAGUACCUGCCCUAGAGCCACACAGCUAGUAAGGCAGGCGGCAGAGCAAAGAGAGCCUCGCCCCUGUCCACUCGCAGCAACUGAGCUGUGAGCUGUUGUGCUGUGUCGUAGAGUUCAGUCUUGCCGGGUCUCAGGUUUCUGGAGGGACCAAGGGUUCCUGAAGGUUCCUUGUGAGCUGUGCAGAUGUUGGACUCCAAGUUAUUCCAACUGGAACGACAACCAAAUGCAGGUCGUGUGACAGGCAUCAGUGUGGUAUAUUACAGACCUCCAAAGAGUUAAAAGCUGUGCUGUAACUUUCUUCUAAGGAGACCUUAACACAGAGUUUCUUCAGCUAUUUGGCUGCAUGUAUUUCAGCUUCUUGUCUGUGUUUCAUGGAUGAGGGUAUUUUUUCUGCACUGGUCUUUGGAAAAUUCACGCCUGUGCUUGUCUGCUCAGAUGACACGAGGCAGGCACACAUGCUAGUGUUCUCCUUGAUGACUCACGAUGUGUGCGCAUAUUGUCCAACCAAGACAAAGUCAAGAAAACAAAUCAGUGUGAGAUGGAGCUGUCAGACGGCAUCUGCCUUUCAUAGACUCUGUUUUCCAGUGUUUGUGUGCUUCAGCACAUCACCAUUGCUCUCAGGAACUGACGUCACAGGAAGCUGUUCUGAAACGUGUUUACGAAAUACAUUUGUAAAAAUAAAAAUAAAUA
Messenger RNA from Sus scrofa (pig), 2021 nucleotides. NCBI's taxonomy places the organism in Eukaryota, Metazoa, Chordata, Mammalia, Artiodactyla, Suidae. The record is from RefSeq and is a predicted model, not a curated record.